Bactrocera oleae (olive fruit fly) is the source of this 2327-nucleotide messenger RNA. Lineage: Eukaryota; Metazoa; Arthropoda; Insecta; Diptera; Tephritidae. The record is from RefSeq and is a predicted model, not a curated record.
ACGAAUUUACCUCGAAAAAUCACUAAAUGGAAGGUGAAAGUGUGGUGGCAACAUCCAUUCUCAAUUCACACAAUACUGUAGGAGCAAUGCUUGAACAUUUCGCAGAGAGUUUAAGCCGCCCACAGGAAUAUUACGAGCGUCAUGAUUCCCACGCACGAGUGGCGACAGCCGCAAUGGGCACAACAACACUACCAAAUAUGCCACUGUCACGUCUGGCCCAAGUUCUACUCACAAUAUCACCAAAUUUAGCGGAUAAUACUACAAUAUAUCCUAAUCUGGCAGACAUUUUUGAAACAACAUUUACACCAACAACAACGAGUACGGAAGUUUUCUACACACAUGCCCCACAAUUCUCCACCACAACGCUGAUAAAAGUCUGUGUAUUGGGUGUGAUGGCCGUUUUCUCACUCUUCGGCAAUAUGCUCACCAUGUGGAACAUCUAUAAGACACGCUUCAAACGCCGUAGCUUGCGAAACUCUUGGAAUGCCAUCUACUCGCUGCUAUUUCAUCUAUCGAUUGCGGAUUUACUUGUAACGGGUUUCUGCAUUAUCGGUGAGGCAGCCUGGGCUUACACAGUGCAAUGGCGUGGCGGUGAUCUCUUGUGUAAAUUCUUCAAGCUCUUUCAAAUGUUCAGUUUAUAUUUAUCUACAUACGUGAUGGUGCUGAUCGGUGUGGAUCGUUGGUUUGCGGUGAAAUUUCCUAUGAGAUCGUUAUAUAUGACUAAGAGAUGCUAUCAAUUUCUGGGCAUCGUCUACAUGUCAUCGUUUAUAUUGAGCAUACCACAGUUUUUCAUAUUUCAUUUAUCGCGCGGCCCAUUCAUCGAAGAUUUCCAUCAAUGCGUGACGCAUGGCACCUACACGGCACCCUGGCAGGAGCAGAGCUACACCACAUUCACGCUUUUCAGCACCUUUCUGAUACCCUUUUGUGUGCUAACCGUUACCUACAUUUCCACGUUCCGAGCGAUUUCACGAAGUGAAAAGAUAUUUUUGGGACCGCAACAGGAGCCGCACACGAGCGCCAAUUUAAUGCACACGAAUCGACAACGGCUCAUACACAAGGCGAAAAUGAAUUCGCUGCGACUGUCUUUUGUGAUAAUAAUUGCAUUUCUCAUUUGCUGGGCACCCUACUGUACCCUCAUGGUGUUGCUACAGUUUGUCGACAUCGACGAUGUGACCAGCAAAAGAUUAAUUGAUGUCAUCUUCUUCUUUGGGAUGUCCAAUAGUCUGGUAAAUCCCCUCAUAUACGGCGCCUUCCAUCUACACACUAUAAAAAGAAAAUCCAGCGAUAAAGGCGGGAAUGGUGGCUAUAGUCUAAAUCGAGCCGACUCGCAGCGUAAUCAAUCCAUGCUAACGGCUGUUACACAAAUCGACGGCAACGGACGCAGCACACGCAUCAACCGACAGCCCAGCUAUUAUCGCGCCCAACACAAUUUCAACAACUCCAAGGAGCAGGCCAGCCUCUUGCAGAUAACCCCCACCACCGCCAUUGUGCAUAAAUUCAAUUCGAACUCCGAACGCAGUUCGGUGGGUUCAUCGCCACAAACAUGCUCCACGAAUUUGACACGCAGCGAAAUGGGCGACCACGAACACGAGAGCGGCUGUGAGGGCAGCAGCGGCGCCAAGCGCGAUGCAAAUUCGCACAGCACGAUGGUGUAUAGCUAUAAGAAGCCAGCUAUUUUGCGCGCACAAAGUUUCGAGGCAUUAACAAUUUCGCCGCCCAAUAAUCGUAUGCAAGCGCCGAAAGCUGCGCCAACAAUGUCCGAGAAUGGUUUUCACCAGUCGGUGUGUGUGUUGAGCUUGGAAGAUUGUAAAAUAUGCGCUGACGAACAUGUCUCUAAUGUGUAAGCGUUUGUGUGAGGGUGUGUGUGUAUGUAUAUGGGGGAUCCGAAAUACUUUCAUCAAAAAGUUCCUUAUUUAAAUAACACAUCCUGCUAUGUGCGUAUGUACAUAUGUAGGUAUAUAUUUAUAUUUCUCCGACAAUAUGCUGUAUGUGUGCGUAUGUAAUUAAUUUCUCAAAUAAGGUUUGUAUAUUGAUGUAUAUAAAAUGUUAAGUAAAAACUUUUGUUAUUUUACAUAACAGUAGAAAGUACUUGGAUAUAUUACAAGGAUAUAUGGACGUCUAUGCAAUAAGGAAGCAAAAUAUGAAAAUUUUAUAAAUUAAAAAAUUAUGUAUUUAAAGUAAAAUUACAAAUUUAUACCAAACAUCGAAUUUUAAGUCGAAAAAAUAAAAAGACAAAAAUAUAUUAUAAUAACUAUAUAUUAGAAUAGUAUAUUUGUAUGUAUUUUAAUAUUAUAAUAUAAUAAUAAUAUUUGAUAAUUAUAUAUAAA